Molecule: messenger RNA, 6576 nt
Organism: Stylonychia lemnae
Lineage: Eukaryota; Ciliophora; Spirotrichea; Sporadotrichida; Oxytrichidae
Source: the annotation of a GenBank genome assembly
AUGAAAAAUAAUUAAAAUAGCUAAUCUGCCCAGGUGUUUAGUCUACCUGUGCAGGAUACAUUUUCAGAUACAAUAAAGUAAUUCCAGCAGCUUCGUAAGAACUAGCAAGUCUCCGAGGAACAAAAUCAGAAUUCAAUGGGCAACCUAGAAGCAUUAGCUGCCAGAGAUGUACCCCUAGAGAAAUUCUAUGUGCAAAAUUUCAUAAGAGAGAAGUUGCAAAAUGAUCAGGAGUUGAGAUAAACUUUGCUUUACUAGGAAGAUGAGUUAUUCAAUACAAAUGUAUUAGGGGGAAGCUAGCAUCAGCCUGCCUCAUCAAGUGAAGUCUCAUAGAUUAAGCUAUAAUCUAAUAUGAAUACUAACAUCAAACCAUCGCAAUCUGUGAGUAAUAGCUCCAGUUAAAAAAACUUAUCAAUUAAAAAAGUUGGAUCUGAGUCUAGAUCUAUUGUCAAUUAGCAAGGUGUUAAAUUAAAGUCAGUAGGGAACUCUAAGGAUGAAAUUAUUAAGGAUCUUUAUUAGAAAAUCUUCUCUCAGCCAACUAAUGCUUCUGGGUUAAGAGAUAGUGCAAGUUUAAAGAACCUAAGUGAUAAAAUACACAUCACAAAUAUAAAUAUCAAUACUACUAAUAACAAUGUGUUCAAUGGGACAUUGCCUUCUAUGAGAGAUAGCUUGAAAUCAAGCUAGAUCAAUACUAGGUAGAACUUAGCAGCUAAUUUAAUUGGUAGCAGGGCUAAUUCUAACUCUAAAAUUAAUCCAGGCGCAAUGACAGAAAGAAUAUAGUAACUUACUAUGCCUAAAUCUCAAAAUGGGAUACGAAAAAGCAAGCAUACGGUAUUCCAUUAAUCUAAGACGAAUACAAGUCCAUCUAAAGGGAUUUCAUAGAUACAAGAACUAAACAUGAUAUUCCAGAAUAACAAAGAUGCUAAGUUAGCAAAUUUCCUAAUUAAGAUGCACUCUGAGUAAGUAAAAUAGCAGCUCUCUCCCAAAAACAGUUCAAAUUUGGCAAAUUCAUAAAGUGUUCCUAAUUCUGCAAGAAUAAGCAGAGAUAUUUCACAUCGAAAGGACAAUACCACUCAAAAGGAUCAGAUGCUAAAUAAUCUUAUAUUCAACUAAGUCAACAAUUUUGCAACUAAUGGAUCACUUGAUACAUGCUAGAAGAUCUAAAUAAUUAAGAACAACAAAACAGAGUCAGAAAUGCGCAAAAUAGAAGACCUAGCUCGAUUUGCUUCAGACUAGUUCCCAAUAGGUCACACUGAAUUCAAGGAUUUUAACUUCUUAAAGAACUUUAACUCUUAAAACUCAAAGCAACCAGAUCACAAUAUAUAGAGUAUAUUUAAAAAUUAGCCUCUACCUCAGAGGAAGCAAUUCAACUUUCAGCCAGAAGCCAUACAAGGUUUGAAGAGGUAAUUGAGUUUGAAAAAAGUUAUGAGUGCUAACAGCAGUCCUAUGAGAUUUGCAACUGCUAAUCCCACUAUGCUAUAGGGCGAUUUCAAACUAGUGAAUGCUCAAAAUCACAUUGAGCACUUGGAUAAGAUACUUCUUAGCAACGGAGGUACCAUAAGCCCUAAUUUAGAUUAGGUAAGUGCACACUUUGGUAGAAUUCCUAGUGAGCAUCACAUUGGUCGACAGAUAAUAAGAGAAGCUUCAGAAAAAGAAGAGAUAUCAACCAAUACUAAGAGUAAUUACCUGCCAACUGAUAUCAAGCAUCUUGAGCACAUUAUUUAAUACACCUAGCCAAAUCAAAUGACUAAAAAUGGCAGUAUACUCUGUUAAAAGAAGGGAUGUCUUGAAAGCUAUCACUCAAACCAAUGCCUUUAAAAGUAAAUCAGAGAGCAUGCUCGGAAAGGAGCCAAUCUUCAAGGCGAUGAUAAAAACGUCAACCUCCCUUUAAACACCAUAGUCCCUGAUAACGGUGGCUUUGAGGAGGAGUGCGAGAACUUUAUGAGAAAUUUAUAAAAAUACUAUGAAAAGUUUAUCAACAACGAACAUGCCUUCAUGCAGAAGAGUUACUUAGAGUCAAAUAUGUUUUCUCAGAAGCGCAGAACCAUCGAGAAUCUUAUUAGAAAUAAGCAAGUCGAGCAUGGAAUUAUUAGAGAAGAUGGCUAGAGUGUAUCUGAGCUGAAGAUCGUUUUAAAUGAAGGAGGCAACCAAUAGGAGUAAUUCAUUCAAGGACUGUUGAACUCAGCAUAAGAAGAUAAGAAGAACUCAGAGAAGCAGGAUUCAGGAGGUAAUCCAUAUGCUCACUUGUUUGGAGAAUACGACUACAAGUACUAUAACUCAAAGGUACCUCCGCCUCCUAAGGAGCCACUAGGGCAGCCAUCUGGGAGGAAGCAGGUGCAACUGUUGAAUGACUGGUUUGAAAGCAUGAUGGAAUAGAAUGUGUAUAAGUAAAAGGAUUUCAUGGUUAGAGAGGACUAAAGAAAGAAAGCAUUUUACUACUCCAAGGUCAUUCUUACUAUUUGCAUCAGAGAUAUAGUCAGAUAGGUGUCAGUUCACUGCAUUGAGAGAGGGGCAUUUAUGGAGAAAGUAUUGAACAUUUAUUUGAGUAUUUACGAAGCUGAACUGCGAGCACACUUGCAUGACAUUGACCUUCAGAAAGAAAAGCAUAUAGAGCAGAUAAAGAAUAUAAGAGAGCAGACUCGUUAGCAGCUGAGUACAUUUGAGAAGCUGAUUGACAGUUUGAAUGUAAAAAUCAAGGAAAUUUCUCAGCAGAGGGACAGGUAUCAGAUGGACGUAGAGAAGAUGAAAGAGACUAUCCUUAAGUAUUAGGAGACGCAUCAGUUCACAUCCUUUAGGACAGGCAAAUCUAUUAAUAGUAACAAGAACAUAAGCAAGUUUGGAGGAGGCAAUUAUCAUGGGCAUAAUCCUAAUCACCUCGGACCGAGGCAGGUCUAUGAUGACAUGCUCUCUUAUAUAGAUAGUCCUCUGUUAGCUGGUAAGAAGAUAGAUCCAUUUGACUCUGACGACAGCAGUGACAAUUCGAAGUACAACUUGGCUAUGAAAAAGACUAAGAUAUUGAAUAAGGCUUAAGAAGGAAAGAUCUAGAGGCAAAGAGUGCUGAAGAAGGGCUCAACUAAAAGGAUUAUGAUAGCUGAUAGUUCUAGCAGCAUGCUGACUGAUGAUGACCCUGAUGCUAAGAAAAAGACCAAGUCUCAGCGAGGCAGCAGCAGUAGUUGCUCUAGUUUUGAGAAGAGCGAGUCAAUCAAGAAGAGCACGAUGCCAGAUCAAGAGGAAAGCAAAAAUGUCAAGUUUAUUGGCAGGAAUAAGGCGCCGUAAGCUGCUGGAAGUGCAAGGACUAUAUCAUCAAAUUAGAAUAAAAUAAUUGCUGAUGACCAAAUGAUGACUGCACUUUCUAGAUCGCCUAAGAAUGAAGACACGCAGCUGCAUGAAGUUGACUAAUAAAUGAUUAAGGAUGCGAUUAAUGCUCUCUUUGAAAAUCAACUUAAAGAGCUAAAAGCCUCGAAGACAAUGGACGAGAAUUAAAUCAGCAAUGGAGAGGAAGAGUAGGAAAAGCAAUCAGAUUACCAGGUGAAGAAUGAAGUUAAUGACAACAUUCUGCUAGAUUAGUAGUUAGACUAGAUAGAGAAAGAUCAAAGACUCAAAUUGAUAUAGCAGAUUCAAGAAAUUACUAGUUAAAUCUACAAGUCUAAAGAUGGCAAUGCUGUCAUUGAUGCUGGUUCUUUGGUAUCACAGAGAGACCUAGUCUAGUAAAUAGUAUAGCAGGUAAUGAGAAAUGGGUAGUAGACUAUUCAAAAAUUGCUUGAGCGCAUAACAGACGAGGAUAAACAUUAAUUACAGAAAUUAUUGGGCGAUAAAAAGUAUAGCCAAGGAGGAGAUCUGGCUGUGAAUUUCGCUGAUAUGAUGAAAAAUAACAAACUGAGUACUACAUCAUUCAUCAAGCUCGCCUAAAAGAGAUCAAUGUAGAUUGGUUAAAUAAAGAAGCUAUUCACGACCCCAGUUAAAGGGUAAGGCAUAGAAUAUAGUGAAUUUGAGGGAAUUCAAUCUAAAGAUGUGGAGAUGCAGACUGAGGACUUCAACUUUAUUGACUACGAUCAAUUGACUGUGCAAACUGCUGAGAUAUAUAUGUUUGAUAGAGUCAGCAGAAAACUUAGAAAGUUAGUAGUAGAGCAUGAUGUAUCUACAAAUUAGAAGACCUACAGCUAAUAUGAGUUCUCCUACAAAGGUUAGAGAGAUGAUUUAUUCAUACAACUUAAGAGCAGCUUGGCUAAGAAACUAGAGGCUGAGUUCAAAUUUAAGACUGAAACUAAGAACAAGCAUUAUGAGAUCAAUCGAGCUAAUAGGCAACUCAAAGCAAUCCUUCAAAGAAUAUCCGAGCUUGAACUGGAAGUAUUUUAAAUGUAGGUUAAGAAGAGCUAGCUUGAGUUAUUACCUGAUAAUCCAAGUAUCAUUGAUGAAAUGCUUUAGCAAGAAAGCUCUGCUUUCCAAACUGUAAGAUAUAACAAAAGUAUAUAAAUGAAAUAUUAGGGUUAUGUAAGAGGUAUAGAGCAAGGUAGGUCUGCUGGAUAUUUUAAAGGCUAUUAAGAAGGAAAGCAUUUUGGUCACUAAUAAGGGUUUUAAGAUGGUGUGAAGGAAGGCUGGAAUUUCGGCUAUGAUGACGGGUAUAAGAAUGGUAUCAGAAAGAUCUUCAAGGAAUGUCGUGAAGCUGGCAUCAAUAUAGAAUAACUAGAUAUCUUGGAGUACAUUAAUAAGGAAGACUAUUAUUAAGGCCUUAAGAGAUUUGCUUUUGAGAAGUUAUUUAGAAUUAUAUCUAAAAAUGAGAAACUAUAACUAGUCUACAAGUUGCAUGAAAAGUUCUUGCAAUACAAUGAAAAACGAAAAAAGAGAUUUGCUAAGAUGGGCAGAAAGAACGUGAUAAAAAUGAUCAAUCAGAUCUACCAAUAGAUGAUAUAGUCUUUUGCAGGUCAGGCAGGCAUUAACCAAUUGGGCAUUCUAGAGUAUAUGUUCGAUGACUUCUCUAAAAAGUAUGGAAAUUCAAAACUAGCUGAAAGAAAGAUUAUGCAGAUCUUAGGGUCUACUUACUAUCACAUAGACUCACAUCCAAAGAUCACAUUUUUUGGCUUUUGUUUGCAUCUAGGCAAGAGAGGCUAUUCAAAUGAUGUGCUCUUUUUCUACCUUAAUACCAUGGAGAAGAUACAGAAUUCAAAUGUUGGCAUCAAUGUGAAGCAGGAUGAUAAAUCUGAUAUCGAUAUCGUUCCUUAUUUGAAAGCUUUAGAUGGAAUCAAGAUAGUAUUUGAAGAUAAGAUACCUAUUGAGGGAUAUGGUAGAAUAAAGCAGGAUGUGGAGAAGUUUACUAUUACUAAGGAAAGAGCUAAAGUCGUAGAUAUUGAUAAGCUUUUAGAGUUCAUAAUUUAGAAUUUUUUGAGAUACUCUGUUAUUUUGACAUCAUAACUAGACUAGAUAUAUCACGCUUUUACAUUAUUUGAGAAUUACUAUAUGUACUACGGGGAACUGAUGAUGUUGGUUGAAUUAAUUAACCCUGAUAGAUUAAAGGUUGAGACUGAGAACUAUAAGUUCAUUGAGCUAGAGAAGAAGGAAUUCUAGAAUGUCUUUGAAAAGAAGAAACUAGAGCUAGGUGAAAUAAAUAUCAAUAUAUUCUAAUUCAGGGAGCUGUUUAUGGUUGCUAAUAUCACUAGCAAUAAAAACAUAGUCUACUGCUUUGACUAGGCCAAAGGAAUCAUGACCUAUAAUUAAUGCAAAGACGCCUUAGAGACAAUCUUGAAGGAAGUCAAGAUCUCAAUUGAUGACUUAUACCGAGGCUAGAAGUGGAAGAACUUGAGGUAUCUUGAGCCUAAGGAGUAUUGGUAUGGAAGGAUAUCUAGGAUUGAGAAGAGUUGUGGAUUGAUUAAUAACCAGCAGGUGGUAAUAGCUGCUACUCUGAACUAACUGAUAAUUAAUAUGUAUCUCAAUAAGAGGAGGGAACUUUACGGUGAUGUCAGAGAGGACGAUGAGGAAGUGGAUUUACUCGACCUGAACAAUAAUCAGAAUGGAGUUCCAAUUCCCACUCUGGAGCUGGAAAAUCUUGGGUUCACUCCUAAGAAUCCUUCUACUACUCUGCAGAUGCUGUCAUCCUCGGCUACAAUGAGAAAUUCAUCAGUAAAGAGAGGGAAUAGAGUAUCAACAAUCUUGAUGAACACUGGUAGUGGUGGAGGAAACAACUUCCAACUCGACGAGAGAGGAGGCUUGAGUCCUGGCAUUAGAUCAUCAGACUCUGAUGAAGACUUCCAAAUAGAGGAAUUAAUAGACCGUUAAAAAAGAAGUCAUCUGAAUAAUGAUAACUUCAUGUCAGCUACUUCAAACAUUGCCUAGUCACUUAUUCAAGCUACUUUAAAGAGACAAGUAUCCAAUGCUAAUGACAGACUGCUACUGGCAGGACUAGUCCCACCCAGUAUCAAUGUGAAUAACAACAACCCAACUGCCAAUACCAUUGGGAAUCAUCUACUAGGCCCGAUGAAUUCUAAAGAUAAGGAGAGUAGCAUUAAGAAAGGAUCAUUUUUGAGAUAGAAUUCUUAUGCCAGAAGGAAAGCAGUGCUUACAUCUGAAAAGGCCAAGAAAAACUGA